AUGUCCGCCGGGUUUGAAUUUCCAACUUAUGGCAGAGGUGUCGACCCAUCACCAGACUUAGACUUUGGCUUCAUGUUUCGGCACCCUGACGAAAAAAUUGGCUGUGUGGCACCUCAAAAAAUUAUUUAUGAGCAAAAAUUAGAGGACUUUUUAAAAACCAAGCUGCAAGCCCAAAUAGAGAAAAAACGGGAUCUAUUGAAAAGUGGGGAAAAUGAAAUACCUGAUAUAAUAAAGUUCUUAAAAGAAGAGUUUUUAAGGCUGACUCGAAAAACAGCCACGAGGCUGGAAAAAGGCGUUUUUAUUGCUGAGCUCAAGAAAAAUCCUCUUUUGGCUGAAGUUUUUGGAUUUGACGAAAAUAGUAAAGAUAAAGAAAUUGAGGAGCAGGAUUAGGAUUAGGAUUAUUAAAGUCAGGCGCUAGCCAUAUUGGUGACGCAGUCACCAAAGACCUCCCAUACAGGAGGUUCAUCCGCUUUUCGACUCCAGCCCAGAGGUUCUAUCCCUCUUGCGAGUGUCCUUCCGGUACCUUCUGUCUCCUCCUUGCCUUGCGGCUUCAGUCUUUGAGUGGGCGGCUAUGAUUUCUGCGGCCCUGCUACGGGCGAUUGGAGUAGCUUGAUUCCAAAGAUCAGCUCCUUGGAGUCUAUCGGGUAUCAAAGUGCCUUCCUUCGACAGCUACAGGAAAAAGACUGUUCCUCUGUGGCCUGGGCCGAAACCCCCAGCUUCUCGGUAGAGGAAUGCCCAUGGGUCCUUGGAUCCAAAGGACGUUGUUGAGCACCUCCAUUUCCAACACAGGAAAGCAGCCAAAACUUACCCGGAUACACACUUCUUGAGCCUGCGUCUGAUCUCAGCUCGGAGUCCGUCCCAGUUCGCCGUAGCCAUAAGGUCUGGACUGCAGCGCCAAGAGGGCAGGUUGACACGUGUCGCCAUUUUAAUGUAUAUGGAAAUUGAGGAGCAAGUAGAAAAUAUUGGGACUGAAGAAGGAAUUAAUAUGGACAAGUUCCUGCUGUUUUACCAAGUUUCCAAGAACAACUUGCUGAAGCCGAUUCAUUCAAAAACAGAGACCCAGUCAAGUGUGACUAAUGAUUCCUUUAUGGAGCAGAAUAAACAGAGAACUGACGACAUGAGCAGGGCUAAAGGAACGAGAUUCGCAAUAACGGUCCCUGAGCCUUUUAAAUUUGACAGAAGAGAAAAAAGAAAAGGAAUGUCUAUAAGGGAAAGAAGGCUAAAAGAGAUGCUCGAGGAAAAAGAAAAAGAAAUCAAAGAAUCUAUAAAAAUCACCUAUAAAGCGACACCAGUGCCUCCUGAAGUAAAAAUUCCGCGUUAUGAACAGAUUAUGAAAGAACAAGAGGAGAGAAGGAUGCAGGUAAAGCAAAAUUCAAUUGCAAUUACAAAAGCAAAUGAACAGCCGUUUAGUUUUUAUUAUAGGGAUUUGACUAAAACAAAGCCAGAGCCAGCAGAAAUGCCGAAACACGUUUUUACAGCGAAUCCAGUGCCAUGGACUACAUCGGUCCCACUGUAUGAUAAAAUUGUAAGUGAAAGAGAACUGGCUAGAAAAGAAAGAAUCAGCAAAGCUGCCAUAGAGUCAUUAAACCUAGCCAUGAUGCCUCCCAGAAUGGAAUUAUACUAUAGACAGCUGCAAAAAGCUUCAAAAACUCCUAAACCAAAGCCGAAAACCAAAAAGUUCAAAGCCAAAGCAGUCCCAGACUUCCGCAGACUCCAAGCUGAUUUCCAAAGUACCUUAGACGCCUGCAAGCAGUCCUUCAACCCUACAAAGCCUGAACCUUUUGCGUUCAACGAAACCCAGUCUUCUUUCGACUACCUCAAGCUCCUCGACAAAGAAGCUGAUGCCAAUAAAAAAUGGGGCCAGCCUUCCAAGGCAAAAAGAUCUAAGUCCUUAUCAAUCCUAAACAAGCCCAAAAUAAUCCCUAGUACAACUGAAAAAACCAAGGCUAUGAUUGAAUACAAGCUUGCCCAGAAAAGAGAAGCCAAGAUGAAAGAAGCCCUCAAAAUGCAAGAAGAAGAAGAGCGACGGAUGAAGCACGAAAUGAUGAAAGGGGUCGUGCAAAAUUGUUCCCUAAUAAAAGACAACACUGCUGAGCUUAAAAGAAGAAGAGAAGAGUCCAUUAAAAACAGACGAGAAGAGCUGGAAGAAAAAGAAAGAGAAUACUAUGAACAAAAAGCUGAAAUAUACGAAAGAGUCAGCAAAAGACCUUUAUUAGUAGAGCAAGUCGCAAUGAAAAAACUAGCUAAGGAUUUAGAACAGCUAGGACCUGUAAGAGAACUGCUGAGCCAGGAGGAAAGCAACGAAUAUUCUCAAGACAUGCUGAACCAAAGCUAUUAA
Blepharisma stoltei is the source of this 2338-nucleotide messenger RNA. The record is from the annotation of a GenBank genome assembly. Lineage: Eukaryota; Ciliophora; Heterotrichea; Heterotrichida; Blepharismidae.